This is a messenger RNA of Procambarus clarkii (red swamp crayfish), 471 nucleotides long. The record is from RefSeq and is a predicted model, not a curated record. NCBI's taxonomy places the organism in Eukaryota, Metazoa, Arthropoda, Malacostraca, Decapoda, Cambaridae.
AUGUGCUCCACACCCGUGUGGGAAUGGUGUGGGGCGUGUGGGAAUGGUGUGCGGCGUGUGGGAAUGGUGUGGGGCGUGUGGGAAUGGUGUGGGGCGUGUGGGAAUGGUGUGGGGCGUGUGGGAAUGGUGUGGGACGUGUGGGAAUGGUGUGGGGCGUGUGGGAAUGGUGUGGGACGUGUGGGAAUGGUGUGGGGCGUGUGGGAAUGGUGUGGGGCGUGUGGAAAUGGUGUGCGGCGUGUGGGAAUGGUGUGGGACGUGUGGGAAAGGUGUGGGGCGUGUGGGAAUGGUGUGGGGCGUGUGGGAAUGGUGUGGGGCGUGUGGGAAUGGUGUGGGCGUGUGGGAAAGGUGUGGGGCGUGUGGGAAUGGUGUGGUGGCGGGCAUGCUCUCAGGCUUAGUCCUAAAGGUUUCAUUAUCAGGAGCCAUCCUCAGACUUCCCUCUUCAGGCAUAAACCUCAAGUUUCUACCGACUAG